Molecule: messenger RNA, 1524 nt
Organism: Cordyceps militaris CM01
Lineage: Eukaryota; Fungi; Ascomycota; Sordariomycetes; Hypocreales; Cordycipitaceae
Product: aldehyde dehydrogenase X
Exons: 8
Coding region: 1-1524 (507 amino acids)
Molecular function (GO): aldehyde dehydrogenase (NAD+) activity
Source: RefSeq, a predicted model, not a curated record
AUGCCGCCGCCAUUCAAGACCCCUGCCGUGACGGAUCUGACAAAGUUCUGGAUCAAUGGGGAGUACGUGGAGCCGUUGAACAAGGAGGUCUUCACAGUACGCAAUCCCAAGAACGACCAGGUUGUUUCUCGUAACGUUCCUAUUGGUGGGCCACAGGAUGUCGACAACGCGGUCAAGCACGCGGAAGCAGCUUUCCAAGGAGAUUGGAGUCGCUUCUCCUCGGCUCAGAGGGGGCUGUGCUUGAGCAGACUGGCUGACAUCAUGGACGAACAUCUGGAAGGCUUGCUAAGACUUGAUACCAUGACUGGUGGAAAUCCCGUCUCGCUGAUCCCGACUAGGGAGAAGAAUUACAUUGUCAACGGCUUGCGCUACAUGUCUGGCUGGUGUGACAAAUUCAAGGGCGAAUAUAUGCCUGACGACGAUGGCUUUGUCAAGUUGGUCCGACAUGAGCCACUGGGUGUUUGUGCGGCCAUCUGCCCUUUCAACUCUCCGAUUGCGACUGCUUUUCACAAAAUUGGCCCAGCCCUGGUCACUGGCAAUGUCAUCAUCGUCAAGCCGUCCGAGAAAACGCCUUUCGGAACGCUGGCACUCGGGCCCCUGAUAGCCAUGGCCGGGAUUCCCAGUGGUGUCGUUCAGGUAAUCAGUGGUCAUGGUACAACUGGAGAGCUACUUGCGCGACAUAUGCGAAUUCGCAAAAUCAGCUUCACCGGCAGCGUUGCCACUGGGAAAAAGAUACAGGUGGCUAGUGCCCAGUCAAAUCUGAAGCGUGCGACACUGGAACUUGGUGGAAAAAGCCCUGCUGUCAUUUUUGAUGACGCGAACCUUGAAAACGCAUUGGAAUGGACUGUCAAGGCUAUCAUGGCUCGCAGUGGACAGGUGUGUAUCGCGGCCUCGAGGGUUUACGUGCAAAAGUCCAUUGCCAAAGAGUUCAUCCAGAGGUAUCAGCAGAAAAUGCUGGACGCUGCGAAAAGCAUGGGUGACCCUGAAGACCCCAACGUUGCCUAUGGUCCUCUUGUGGAUAAGAUCUCGUUCGAGAGGGUCAAGGGUAUGCUCGAGAGAGCCAAGGACCAGGCCGAACUCGUCGUUGGCGGAGGCGUCAUUGGCAACAGUGGUUGCUUCAUCGAACCUACCGUGUUUGUUAACCCCAAGCCCGGAGCAGAAAUUGUGACGGAUGAAGUUUUCGGGCCCGUCUCCGUCAUCGACACUUUCGAAACGGAGGAGGAAGUGCUCGCCAAGGCAAACGAUACCGAGUUUGGGCUGAUGGCCGGUGUCUUCACGAGGGACAUCACUAGGGCUCUUCGGGUAUCUUCCAAGUUUGAGUCGGGUGUCGUUGGCAUAAAUUGUGUUAGCUAUGUACGUCCUACGAGCAUACACGGAGCCAAAGACGGUGUUGAUCAACAUGAACUCUACACGCAGAGUUUAUAUGUGCAGAAUUGCCAGCCCACCCGGGGUUUUCAGGAAUCAGGACCGGCGCUGCAAGCAAUGGUUAUGAGACCGACUGGCGGCUCAGCUGUACAGAGUUGA